Messenger RNA from Ilex paraguariensis (yerba mate), 1451 nucleotides. NCBI's taxonomy places the organism in Eukaryota, Viridiplantae, Streptophyta, Magnoliopsida, Aquifoliales, Aquifoliaceae. The record is from the annotation of a GenBank genome assembly.
UUUCGAAUGGAGCCAACCAGUCAACACCACGUUGCCUUUUCUCCAGACACCCAAAAAAUAGCAAAACAAAAUACCUCUGGUGCUCCUUCCCCCCUUCCUCUCUCUCUCUCCCCCCCCCGGGGGGCCACUCUCAAGUAUGUGUUUGUUCCGUUUGUUGAGUAACUUCAGAGUUAUUAUGCCAAUUCGGUAGAUAGGUGAAGCCCCUUCUCUUGCCUUCUCGGCUUUUUACAAACCCACAUGCACUUACUGCGCAUUAUCCUCACGGAAGAACAAGAAGUAGGUUUUACAAGCAAACACUGCUAGAUUCUGGUUGUGGGUUUUGCUUAUAAGCUCCAAAUCAGUGAAUUUAGGUUAGAAUUUGUAUUUUACAUUUGUGGGUUUUUGUUAUCUGAUAACUUCAUGGCUUCUUCAAUGCUCAAUGGUGCUGAAAAUCUGACACUCAUUAGACGAAUUACCCCACAUGGGUUAGGUUCUAUUAAAUCAGAUUUGCAUGGAAAGCAGUUUCCCAGGUUGAAUUUGGUCUCUUGUGGUCAAAAUUUGAACGCUAGAACUCAAGCACCAAGGUGCAGUCUCUCAGCAUCUGGGCCAGCUUCACAACUCAGAUUUAUCCAGCACAAAAAGGAGGCAUUUUGGUUCUACAGGUUCCUAUCAAUUGUGUAUGACCAUGUUAUAAACCCUGGUCAUUGGACUGAGGAUAUGAGAGAUGAGGCACUUGAGCCAGCUGACCUAAGUGAUAGGAAAAUGUUAGUGGUUGAUGUUGGUGGAGGGACAGGGUUCACCACUUUGGGCAUAGUCAAACAUGUUGAUGCCAAGAAUGUCACCAUUCUUGACCAGUCCCCUCAUCAGCUUGCCAAGGCAAAGCAAAAAGAGCCAUUAAAGGAAUGUAAGAUAAUUGAGGGUGAUGCGGAGGAUCUUCCUUUCAGAACUGAUUACGCAGAUAGAUACAUAUCUGCCGGAAGUAUCGAGUACUGGCCAGACCCGCAACGUGGCAUCAAGGAAGCAUACAGGGUUUUGAAGCUAGGAGGAAAGGCAUGCGUAAUUGGUCCUGUGUACCCGACAUUUUGGUUGUCUCAGUUUUUCGCAGAUGUGUGGAUGCUCUUCCCAAAGGAGGAAGAAUACAUUGAGUGGUUUGAAAAGGCUGGAUUUAAGGAUAUCAAACUAAAGAGGAUUGGCCCAAAAUGGUAUCGUGGAGUUCGUCGACAUGGGCUAAUCAUGGGAUGUUCUGUAACUGGAGUGAAGCCUGCAUCCGGGGAUUCUCCUUUGCAGCUUGGUCCAAAGGCAGAAGAUGUUACAAAACCUGUAAAUCCAUUUGUGUUCUUUCUACGCUUCAUUCUGGGUGCCAUGGCAGCAACAUACUUUGUUCUGAUUCCAAUUUACAUGUGGCUCAAAGAUCAGAUAGUUCCCAAGGGAAGACCAAUAUGAGAGAGAGAGAGAGAGAGAGAGAGAGAGAG